Messenger RNA from Symbiodinium natans, 3609 nucleotides. The record is from the annotation of a GenBank genome assembly. Lineage: Eukaryota; Dinophyceae; Suessiales; Symbiodiniaceae.
AUGUCAGAUCCGAGGAAAACCAUGACCCCACCUGGCAAAAGCUUGAAAAGACCCACUCGAUCCCCUCUUCAAGAACUCGAUGAUGACGAAGACCUCGAGCUUCAGGAAGCUUCCGGAUCAUUUCAAGGUGGAGCAGUUGCUCAGAUGGCUAAUGUGGUUCGUAGCGAAAUCCAGCGUGCGCUAGCUCCGAUGGAGCAGCAGCUGAGCCACAUUCAUGUUUCCUUGGGCCAGAGGGUGCAGGAAAUGGAAAACACAAUGUCGCAGCAGAGCUACCGAAUUGAGAAGCUGGAAAAGUUGUUUGAGAACGAGGGGACUCCGCGGUCCACGACAUCAGAGAAAGAUAUGUCUUUGGAAAAGAAGAUUGCGGAUUUGCAAAACCAAUUGUCAGCAUUGAAGCAACUAGACACCAACUCGCAACCAGAUCACAUGCGUACCAUGGUGGUCGGAGGACUAGGAGGCUUCUCGUGCACACAGGAAGCAACAAGUUGGCUCACGGACAAGCUCAGCAUGUUGAAUAGCCCGCCACACAUUGGGAGUUACAUCAAGUCGCAAGAUUUCCGUGGCUUGUUGUUCGCCAAGUUCAAGUCCACAGUGGACCGUGAUACAGCUGUUGCAUUGCUCAGAAGUGCUGAAGUCUUCGAGCAUGGUAACAGGGUAUGGGCAACACAGGAUUUGCCGCUUGAAAAACGUGCUCAGAAAGUUUUCUUGAUGGGGUUACGCUGGCAGCUUGGCGAGUGGGGCUUUGUCAAGCGUGAGAUCGAGCUUGAUGCAAAUUAUGCUUGGUUGAAAAUCGGUCCCAAAGUUGUUGUCAAACUUGCCAUUACCAACGGCAGGUUGCACUGUGAUUGGGAAGACACGUGGGCACAAUGGGCAGACUUCCAAGACAGCAACGAGUUGAAUCAGCUUGUGGAUCGUGCCAAUGAUAUGUUGCAGAAAUCGUCAACGAGAAAGGGGCAUGGCAAAAGCAAGCAUGCCGUUGCCGACACCGAGACGUACAUACAUGAGAGUUCCAGCAAUGGUGGGUGCUUGCAUGAGUUGGUGGUGUAUACAAAAAAUGCUCGUUUACAUUCCGAUGCAAAAUUUGCAGAAUUGCUUGGUGAACUACAUGACAUUGGUGACACGUGGGAUGUUGUCCUUUUCAGCGAAACGAGACGGGCAUCUGGUGCAGUUGAUCUUGAUGGGCGACAUCGAUUGUACUCUUCACAUCAGCCGACUUCAUGUGCAGGAGUCGCGAUUCUAGUUCAUGAACGACAUUGCAAACAUGUGAAGCGAACAGUUGUCGUCAAUGAGCGCUUGAUGUAUGUGGAUGUCACAACUUUCAACAAAACUGUCCGAUUUGCAGCCGUUUACAUGCCACAUGCGGGUUAUCCUGACCCUGAUUUGCGGCUUGUGUAUGAGCGUUUGCAUCAGAUUUUGGAAGAUGCUAGAUCCAAGUCUUUUGCAUGUAUCGUGGGAGGUGAUUUCAACACGCAGCUACAUGUGGGCCUACGUGGUGAUUUGUUGCAACAGACAUUGCACAUGUAUCAAUUGCACGUUGCAAAUGGUGACUCGGAACCUGACAAUUCGUGGACAUUUUGCAGUUCUAUGGGAAUCAAACGUCGCAUUGACUACAUUCUUUACACGCGGAACAUGUCUGCUCGACAUGCUGAGGCGUCAGACGAUUUAGAUUUGGGUUCCGAUCACAGGUCGGUGGUAGCAAAAUUUCACAGAUUGAAUUUCCGUCAAAGCAAGCGACGGAACAACCAUCAUCGUGUGCAGUACGAUUGGAGUCCUGAUCACAUUGUUCGUUAUCAAAGAUCUUUGACGAACAGCUUGGCCAGAGAGACACCAACAUGUUUUGCUGAUAUCGAGUCGUGUGUCGUGACUUGCGCUCAGGAUGUGGAACGCCAGACAGUUGUUAGCGAACCCAAGCUUUGGCAGAAACCGAAAUUGCAAAAUUUGAUGAGACUUCGUCGCGGUUGCCGUGACAAGGUGGAACGUUGCAGAUUGUCCAAGGAGAUUCGAACGGAGUUGCGACGUGAGAUGCGCCAAAAGCGAAAUGCAAAGUUAGAUUCCGUUCUACGGGAGUUUAAAGACUUCAGCCGCUUGGAGUCUGUGUGGCAUGAUCCCGUCAAGUCUUCCCGAUCUGUUCGCGCUCAAGAUCCUUCUCCACAUGAUUUCGCCGAAUAUUUGUCGGGUAUCUUUGCUGCAGAUGAGGACAAUGGCCAACAUGUAGCAUCCAGACGGGGAUUUCACAUCCCGGCCUUCACCUUGACAGAAUUGAAGUAUGCAUUACACCGUCUUCGCAAAGGUAAAUCAGCUGAUUCGCAGGGUGUGGUUUUGGAAAUGCUGUGUUAUGCUCCCGAUGACCUCUUAAUUCCCCUUUUGGAGUUAUACAAUCGGUUCUUGCAAGAUGGACGCAUGGAUCCAUCGUGGAAACAUACAGUAUUCACAAUGUUGGCUAAGAAAGGAGACAGGUCCAACGUGCAAAACUGGAGGCCUGUUGCUUCGCUGAAGAUGAUUUACAAAGUGCUGUCCAAAUUGGUGCAUGGACGAUUGCAACCCCUUUUGGACAAAGAGCAAUCAGUUGAGCAAAUGGGAUUUCGACCCGGCUCUGGCGUUGAUCAUGCGUUAUGUGUAUUUGACAGUGUAUGUGCAAAGGCGAUCGAAUUCGACUGCGAUGUUUGGUUUGCCAGCAUUGAUUUACGAAAAGCUUUCGACCAAAUCCAUCAUGAAAGCUUAUUCAAGGCAUUGCAAGAGCAAGGAGUUCCCACUGAGUACAUCGCUUUGUUGAGGACUUUGUAUUCUCAACAAACUGGAUCUGUCGCUGAUAGCCGUGCUUUUCCAAUUCGACGCGGAGUGAAGCAAGGUGAUGUCAUCAGUCCUAUUUUGUUCAAUGCUGGGCUAGAACACGCAAUCAGGAUGUGGAAGGCACGUUUGAUUGACCAUGGCAUCGACAUCGGCUCUACCGCGAAUUUGACUAAUGUGCGUUUCGCUGACGAUUUAAUGAUUUAUGCCAAGUCGUGGCGUGAGCUUGUUAUCAUGCUGGAGUCAUUGGAGGCUGACUUGGCGUCAGUUGGCUUAUCGUUGAAUGCAGCGAAAACUCGAAUUUUCACAACAGCCAUUUCGCCAGAGGUUGCUUACAUUGACGUUGGCGGUGAAAUGAUCCAGGUUUUGGGUGACGGAGAGACACAUAUGUACCUUGGACGGAAAAUUUGUGGCGACCUUCGACGCCAAUCAAGAACAGAGCUGGCGCAUCGUAUCAGUGCAGCGUGGGGAAAGUUCAAUAAGCUGAGAUUCAUAUUCGUGAACAAGCACCUGUCAAUCAAAGGCAGAUUGAAGCUUUUCAAUGCCGUGGUCACUCCUACGGCACUGUUCGGACUUUCUACACUGGCACUGACGGCGCGACAGCUGGAACAGCUUGAUAUAUGCCAGCGAAAGAUGUUUCGAAGCAUUGUUGGAUGGAGUCGCGACGCAGAUGCAACUUGGGAAGAGACGAUGCGACGCAUGAAUGCCCGGGUAUCGUCUGCUCUCAGGCAACAUCCUGUUCGUAAUGAACCUGACUGCGAAGAAUGCUUGGCCAUUAUGCGCUGCAACCUGGAGUCCGUCAUCCCAGCACAAUUUCAAUAG